AAGGCAGACUGGGUCUUGAGCAGCUGGCCCUGGAUGUGAUUGGAAGAAAGGGUCCUUCCUGGGGGACUCAGAGGCUGGGAGGACCCUCCCAGAGUACGCUGGCUGAAAACCGGAAGUUGUGCUGAGACUGGGCUGCCUUCUUCCCUCCAAAUUAAGAUUUCUCUGCCUUCCUCCCUCACAGCUGAGAUCACUGCUGCCUUCUCUUGUACCUGAGAUCUCUGCCUUCUUGAUGCUAUCUCUGUGGGUGCAGAUCCCAGGCCAGCCUCCUGCCCUGGGAUCCUUCUCCCUCCCCAGCUCAGUGUGCAGAGGACCAAGGCCUCACCUAGCAGGGAGCCUGGAACCAGAGGGAAUGGUCCCUGGGAGCCGCAGACCCUCAGCCCAGGAGUUGGUGACAUUCAAAGAGGUGGCUGUGGACUUUACCCAGGAGGAGUGGGGCCUCUUGGACCAUCCUCAGAAGGAGUUGUACAAGGAGGUCAUGCUGGAGAAUGCCCAGAACCUGCUCUCCCUGGGGCUUCCAGUUCCCAGGCAAGAAUUGAUCUCUUAUUUUGAAGAAAAAGAAGCACCAUGGCUGCUGGAGCAAGAAGGCCUCAGGAGCUGCUGCCCAGAAAAAGAGAUUAGACCUAAAAUGAAAGAGACUACAGCAAAGCUAAGCAUUUCUGUGAAAGAAACUCACAAGGAAAACUUCAUGAGUGAUGGUUCCUGUGACUUCACUGGGAGACAAAUAUGUGCUGUACUUCACAAAAUCCACACAGGAGAGAAAUGUUACAAUUGUCAGCAUUGUAGGAAAGAGCCUUGUCAACAGUCAUCCCUCAUUUACCAUAACAAAAUUAAUACUAGAGAGAAACCCCAUGAGUGUCAAGAAUAUGGCGAAGCUUUUAGCGAACAUUCAUCCCUCAUUAUACAUCAGAGAAAUCACACUGGCAGGAAACCUUAUGAAUGUAAUCAAUGUGGAAAGACUUUUAGAAGAAGCUUUCAUCUUGCUAAACAUCAGGGAAUCCACACUGGAGAGAAACUUUAUGAAUGUGAUCAAUAUAGAAAGCCUUGUAGAAGUACCUCUGAUCUUGCUCAACAUAGGGCAAUCCACAUUGAAGAGAAAACUUAUGAAUGUGAUCAGUGUGGUAAGUCUUUCACACAGAUCUCCAGUCUUGCUGCACAUCAGAGAAUCCACACUGGAGAGAAACCUUAUAAAUGCAAUCAAUGUGGAAAGUCUUUCACACAGAACUCCCAUCUUGCUGCACAUCAGAGAAUCCACACUGGAGAGAAACCUUAUAAAUGCAAUCAGUGUGGAAAGUCUUUCACACAUAACUCCCAUCUUGCUGCACAUCAGAGAAUCCACACUGGAGAGAAACCUUAUGAAUGCAAUCAGUGUGGAAAGUCUUUCACACAUAACUCCCAUCUUGCUGUACAUCAGAGAAUCCACACUGGAGAGAAACCUUAUGAAUGCAAUCAAUGUGGAAAGUCUUUCACACAGAACUCCCAUCUUGCUGCACAUCAGAGAAUCCACACUGGAGAGAAACCUUAUGAAUGUAAUCAGUGUGGAAAGGCUUUCACACAGAGCUGCAGCCUUAUUAAACAUCAAAGACUCCACACUGGAGAGAAACCUUGUGAAUGUGAUCAAUAUAGGAAGGCUUGUAGAAGUACCUCUGAUCUUGUUCGACAUUGGGCAAUCCACUGUGAAGAGAAAACUCAUGAAUGUGAUCAGUGUGGAAAGUCUUUUACACAGAUCUCCAGUCUUUCUGUACAUAAGAGAAUCCACACUGGAGAGAAACCUUAUGAAUGUGGUCAAUGUGGAAAGGCUUGUAGAAGUACCUCUGAUCUUGCUCAACAUCGGGCAAUCCACAUUGAAGAGAAAACUUAUGAAUGUGAUCAGUGUGGAAAGGCUUUCACACAGAUCUCCAGUCUUGCUGCACAUCAGAGAAUCCACACUGGAGAGAAACCUUAUAAAUGCAAUCAAUGUGGAAAGUCUUUCACACAGAACUCCCAUCUUGCUGUACAUCAGAGAAUCCACACUGGAGAGAAACCUUAUGAGUGCAAUCAAUGUGGAAAGUCUUUCACACAGAGUUCCAGUCUUACUGUACAUAAGAGAAUUCACACUGGAGAGAAACCUUAUGAAUGUGAUCAAUGUGGAAAGGCUUUCAGGUGCAGCUCCAGUCUUGCUAAACAUCAGAGAAUCCACACUGAAGAGAAACCUCAUGAAUGUGAUCAAUAUAGAAAGGCUUGUAGAAGUACCUCUGGUCUUGCUCAACAUAGGGCAGUCCACACUGAAGAGAAACCUUAUGAAUGUGAUCAAUGUGGAAAGGCUUUCACACAGACCUGCAGCCUUAUUAAACAUCAAAGACUCCACACUGGAGAAAAACCUUAUGAAUGUAAUCAUUGUGGAAAGGCUUUCAGGUGUAGAAGUCAUCUUACUCUACAUCAAAGAAACCACACUGGAGAGAAACCUUAUGAAUGUAAUCAGUGUGGAAAGGCUUUCACACAGAGCUCACACCUUAUUAAACAUCAUAGAAACCACACUGUAGAGAAACCUUAUGAAUGUAAUCUGUGUGGAAAGGCUUUCAGAUGCAAAAGCCAUAUUAGUCUGCAUCAGAGAAACCACACAGGAGAGAAAUGUUAUAGAUGUAAUUAGUGUGCAAAGGCUUUGAGAUGUAAAAGUGACCUUAGUCUACAUCAGAGACUCCACAGUGGAGAGAGACCUUAUGAAUGUAAUCAGUGUGGAAACUUACCAUCAAAGCUCCAAACUUACCAUCAAAGCUCCAAACUUACCAUCAAAGAGUCCACACUGGAGAGAAGCCUUAUGAAUGUAUGCACUAUAGAAAGGCUUUCAUGUGUAAAAGUGAUCUUAGUCUACAUCAGGGAAACCAUACUGGAGAGAAACCUUAUGAAUAUAAUCAGUGUGGAUAAGCUGUCACACAGAGCUCCAAACUUAUUCAACAUCAAAGACUCCUCACUAGAGAGAAACCUGUUGAAUGUCAUCAGUGUGGUAAGGCUUUCAGGUAUAAAAGCCAUCUUAGUCUACAUCAGAGAAUCCACACUGGAGAGAAACCUUAUGAAUGUAAUCAAUGUGGAAAGGCUUUCACAUGGAACUCCAGCCUUAUUAAUCAUCAAAGAAUCCACACUGGAGGGAAACCUUAUGAAUGUAAAUCAGUGUGGAAAGGCUUUCAAGUAUAAAAGUGAUUAUAGUCUACAUCAGAGACUCCACACUGGAGAGAAACUAUAUAAAUGUGAUCAAUGUGGAAAAGCUUUCUGAUUAAACUGGAAACUUGCUCUACAUGAGAUAAUCCACAUUGGAGAGAAACCUUAUCAGUGUAAUUAAUGUGACAAGGCUUUCCCACUGAGCUCAAAUCCUGGUCAACAUCAGAGAAUCCACACUUCAAAAAUCUUACGAGUGUUUAGAAUGUGAUAAAACUUUAUGUACACCAUCUCCUUUCCAAACAAAUCUGAUGAAUGAAAAGUCCAUUUCUGGGUAAUCAUUUCCUUAAUCCUGGCUAGUGAAUAUUUAAUAAAAGAAUAGUCAUUUAGCUAUC
Phascolarctos cinereus (koala) is the source of this 3524-nucleotide messenger RNA. The record is from RefSeq and is a predicted model, not a curated record. Lineage: Eukaryota; Metazoa; Chordata; Mammalia; Diprotodontia; Phascolarctidae.